AUGGCAGAAAAUGCAAAAGGAAUGCCCUCAUAUGCGCUUAGCGUGAUGGCUAUUGAUGAAGAUGAGUUUCAUGCCAACUCUGCAAAAUCCAUGCUCUCUGAAUUGAACUAUUAUGUUGAUCUUGUCUUUCCGGUGGCAGUCUAUACAAGUCCCAUCGAAGCACUUGGUAUUCUUGAAAAGAAAGCACAUGAUGUUGAUUUCGUCAUGGCAGCAGUGGACAUGGAAGAGUUGAAUGGCUUUCAGUUCCUGGAAGCUGCCAAAAAUAAGCAUAGAAACCUUCAAGUGAUCAUGAUGUCAACAGAAACAACAAUGUACACAAUGAAGAGAUCUAUUGAACUUGGAGCUCGUCUUUUGGCAAAGAAGCCUCUUGAUGCUAAUAACAUUCAUAAUAUGUGGCAACAUCUUGAUGUAAAAGUUCUUAGACUGAACAAGAUAAAGUGUCUAUUUCAAGGUCGAAAUUAA
Molecule: messenger RNA, 462 nt
Organism: Triticum aestivum (bread wheat)
Lineage: Eukaryota; Viridiplantae; Streptophyta; Magnoliopsida; Poales; Poaceae
Product: two-component response regulator ORR29-like
Exons: 3
Coding region: 1-462 (153 amino acids)
Biological process (GO): phosphorelay signal transduction system; cytokinin-activated signaling pathway
Source: RefSeq, a predicted model, not a curated record